Rotaria sordida is the source of this 477-nucleotide messenger RNA. Lineage: Eukaryota; Metazoa; Rotifera; Eurotatoria; Philodinida; Philodinidae. The record is from the annotation of a GenBank genome assembly.
AUGAAUGACUGUAUGGUUUUGUCCAUCGAAGCACUUCCCAACGAAGUAUGGCUUAAAAUAUUUUCUUACAUUCAUAUUGGCGAUAUUACUCGUGCUUUUCUUCGACUUAAUAAUCGUCUGACUAAUCUCAUCUAUUCAUUGCCUACGACUAUUCAUCACCAUGAAAUGGGCGUGUCUUACUAUGACUAUCGCACUCCUGUAACUCACAUCAGUGUUCGUGAUGGUCGUUCAUUUUCUUAUCAUGUCAAUGCUCAACAUCUCAUUUGGGUUUCUCUCGAUCGACCAUCUCCAAAACAAUUACAAUUUCUUCAAUCAACAUAUUUACCACGUCUCAAACAUUUGCAUUUCAAUGGAAUUGGUACUAUUAACCAUGAUGUGGCUCAAUUUUAUUACACUAUCUUCAAGUCAACUCGUACCAAUACUCCAUCACUUAUUUCAUGUUCAUUCCCUUCGAUUUCUUCACUCAAUUGGAAUUAA